Messenger RNA from Lactuca sativa (garden lettuce), 929 nucleotides. Its product is annotated as auxin-responsive protein IAA17. Gene Ontology annotation, biological process: regulation of DNA-templated transcription. Gene Ontology annotation, cellular component: nucleus. The record is from RefSeq and is a predicted model, not a curated record. Lineage: Eukaryota; Viridiplantae; Streptophyta; Magnoliopsida; Asterales; Asteraceae.
CGCGUUUUUAGUUUUUAACAUUCGCAUUUUUCAUAUUAAAGGUAACCGAAACUUCUCAGUUUUCAGUCAGAUCAUUGAAGAGUCUCUCCGGCGUAAUGUCAUCGGUAACGUCGGAAUUCGCCGUCACCGGAGGAGGCAUUGGUGUUGAAUUUGAUGAAAUAGAGCUCACAUUAGGGUUACCAGGGGAGUCGCGAGAGAGGAAGUCCGGAACAAAACGACUGUUUUCAGAUGUGGUUGAUUUGAAAUUAGGUAACUGUGGAGAACAAGAGGCCAUUGAAUCCGAUUGCGAAUGCUCGGAUUUGGACUCGAGAAAACCUCCGUCGAAGGGACAAGUGGUUGGAUGGCCGCCGGUGAGAUCCCAUAAUAGGAAGAACACGGUGAUGAAGAGUAGUAAUUGCAAGUAUGUAAAGGUGGCUGUUGAUGGAGUACCUUAUUUGAGAAAAGUAGACCUGAAAUCCUACACAGGAUACCAACAGCUUCUUUGCGUUUUCGAGGACAUGUUUUCCUGCUUCGCCAUUGGCAAUCGUGCAUUGAUCAAUGAGAAUAAGAUGAUAGAUUAUUUAAACACAUCGGAUCAUGUUCCAACGUAUGAAGAUAAAGAUGGUGAUUGGAUGUUAGUCGGGGAUGUUCCAUGGAAGAUGUUUGUUGAAACAUGUAGGCGAAUAAGAUUAAGGAAAAGCUCAGACUAGUCUUGGUCUAUUUGUCCGCAAUCAUGAUUGUAAUUACGUUUGUGAUGGGUUUUUUAAUUUUUAUGUUGUAGCCUCUUUCGAACAUCUUGAAUUCUUGAUGAUUGACGACUGUUUGAUUUAGGAGAUAUAAUAUAUUUGUAGAGGAAGUUGUUUAGGAAUAGAAUAUAACUUUAUUAUAUGUAAUCACACAUGGAGUUUUUGUUUCGGAUCCAUGCAAUAAAUUUUUUGGUGGGGAGUUUU